UCACAAGUGUUGGAUGGUUAUCACCCUUUUCAUUUUCACAAAAAAAACCAGUUUACUUUACUCGGGUGUGAUGAUUUCACCUUGUUUUCAGACCCUAUGCUAGUAACAAACUUUACCAUUGGUUGCAUAGCACUGUGUUCAAAACCCGAGGAGGUGGUUAACGGGUCGUGUUCGGGUGUCGGGUGCUGUCAAACAUCAAUCCCAAAGGCACUCAAGUCUUACUACACUAAUGUUUAUAGUAUGUCUAAUAAUAACCACACUCACAUAUGGUCGUUUAAUCCUUGUAUGUUCUCGUUUUUGGGUGAGCAAGACCGGUUUAUAUUUCAUGGGGUGUCGGAUUUUAUGGACCCCGAUUUCAAGAACCGGACCAGGGCUAGUGUUCCUAUGUUGGUCGAUUGGGUAGUCGGGAACUUGAGCUGUAGUGAGGCUAGGAGUGCUGGUGUGUUGGCUUGUCAAGCGAAUAGCGAGUGUGUUGAUUCGGAUACUGGAGUUCCGGGAUAUAGAUGCAUUUGCAAUAGUGGGUAUCAGGGUCAGCCUUAUCUUGAACCAGGUUGCCAAGACAUCAACGAAUGUGAAGAUCCCAAUAAUCUUUGUGGUGCGGUUUGCACGAAUACGCCUGGAAGUUAUACGUGUAGUUGCGAAGAUGGAUACGUCGGAGACGGCCUGAAAAACGGACGUGGUUGUGCAAAGGAAAAUUCAGAGUUCCCCGUUAUUAAGUUCUCUUUAGGUAUGGGGUUUGGUUUCUUGGCCAUUUUAGUAGGAACAACAUGGCUUUAUUUUGUUGUCAAGAAAAGGAAUCUUGUUAAACUCCGACGAAAGUUGUUUCAACAAAACGGGGGUUUGCUACUCAAACAACAUAUUACGACCAGCGAAGGCAAUGUUGAUUCAACAAAGGUCUUCACAGCACAAGAGUUAGAAAAAGCCACCAACAAUUACGCUGAAGACCGGAUCUUGGGUCGUGGUGGUUAUGGGACAGUAUACAAAGGCAUUCUCAACGAUCAACGGGUAGUUGCAAUCAAGAAAUCACGAGUUAUAGACGAAACCCAAAUCGAGUUAUUCAUCAAUGAAGUGAUUAUAUUAACACGAGUUCACCACAGGAACGUGGUAAAGCUAUUGGGAUGUUGCUUAGAGACCACAAUUCCAUUAUUAGUAUAUGAGUAUGUAUCUAAUGGGACACUUUUUAAUCAUAUUCAUAGUAAAGAAACCAUCACUUGGUUAUCAUUGGAGAAUCGGUUAAGAGUAGCAAACGAAGUUGCUGGUGCACUUUCGUAUCUUCAUUCGGCUACAUUGACCCCUGUUAUCCAUAGAGAUGUGAAAUCCGCAAACAUAUUAUUAGACGAUAACUACACCGCAAAGAUGGCGGAUUUUGGAGCUUCAAGAUUUGUCCCACUAGAUCAAACACAAGUGACCACUUUGGUUCAAGGGACAUUAGGUUACUUAGAUCCAGAGUACUUUAAUACAAGUCAGUUAACUGAAAAGAGUGAUGUUUAUAGUUUUGGUGUGGUGCUUGCUGAGCUUCUAACUGGGGGAAAACCACUUUGUGCGGAACGUGGUGAAGCAGAACGAAAUUUAGCAACUUAUUUCAUUAUGUCGCUAAAAGAAAACCGUUUGUUCCAAAUUCUUGAACCUAGAGUUGUAAGGGAGGGUACCCUAGAGCAACUUCAACAAAUUGGUAAGCUUGUGAAAAGAUGCCUUAACUUAUUAGGAGAUGAGCGACCAACGAUGAAAGAAGUCGCGACUGAACUUGAAGCGUUACGUAAGUUUACUCAACAUCCAUGGGCGAGUCAACAUGUUGAUGAAGAGAAUGCAAGCUUGUUAAACGUGCAGAACCAAGAAACCGACCUAUACGCAAAUCAAUAAACCUAUAUUCUAGUUCCGGGGAAAUCUCUCAUGCUUUUAGCAUUGAUAAUUGUCUUAUAGUUCCUACAAGUAUUCUUCGAUAAUAAGAUUUGUUAUUGUUUGAAUGUUCUUGAAUAAAUCUAAAAAUGUGUUUGUA
Molecule: messenger RNA, 1996 nt
Organism: Helianthus annuus (common sunflower)
Lineage: Eukaryota; Viridiplantae; Streptophyta; Magnoliopsida; Asterales; Asteraceae
Product: wall-associated receptor kinase 2-like
Exons: 3
Coding region: 97-1860 (587 amino acids)
Biological process (GO): cell surface receptor signaling pathway; protein phosphorylation
Cellular component (GO): plasma membrane
Molecular function (GO): ATP binding; calcium ion binding; protein serine/threonine kinase activity
Source: RefSeq, a predicted model, not a curated record